GGACUUUUAAUCAGUUUUGGGGCCAACCUCACACAGAGCAGUUCGGUAGACUAGCCUAAAUUCCAAAUUUGUUCGUUAAAUAACAGUUUUUCGUAUUUGGUUUAUCUUUUGGCCAUUUUCCAUUUGCCGUUUUCCGCCAUGAACACCAUGAAGUCCGACGACAAGCCCUUCAAUCCGUUCUACAUUGGUCCGCAUCCCAGCAAGGCGUGUGCGAUCCCCGAGAUUCCCGGCCAGCAGUGCUCGCCCAACUGCCAGCCGCCGGAGAACCAGUCCAAGCGUAAUUCGGCGACCAAGCCAGAUUCAGGCCACGAUCACAUGGGCGUGUCCAACGGAGCUGCCGGCGGCACGCUUAUCAUGAGCAUGGCCAACAUUUACAGCACCGUGGAGGUCCUGGCAGCCGCCGCCCAACUGGGACAGGCGAGCGGAUCGGGAGCGGGAGCAGGAGCGAUAGUGGAAGCGGUAGUCGAAGCGGAAGCGGUAGUGGAAGCGGUAGCGCAAGCGGGAACGGCAAAAACGGAUCACGGACCGUCGGCGCCCCACAACACAAUAUGCAAGCCAUAUCCCUGCAUGGAGGGCGCCCGCACCGAAACUGAAGGCUGUGAUUAGUGAAGAGGACAACGAACGGGAGUCAACAAUCAAUCCACCAACUGGCCAUUUCAAAAACUACUACUUCCAUCAGAGGUAGCCCCAAAAACUUUAAUAAAUAACUUGGAAAAUCAA
This is a messenger RNA of Drosophila elegans, 720 nucleotides long. RefSeq lists its product as uncharacterized. The coding region runs from base 139 to 606 and encodes 155 amino acids. The transcript has a single exon. The record is from RefSeq and is a predicted model, not a curated record. Lineage: Eukaryota; Metazoa; Arthropoda; Insecta; Diptera; Drosophilidae.